Messenger RNA from Closterium sp. Yama58-4, 543 nucleotides. Lineage: Eukaryota; Viridiplantae; Streptophyta; Zygnematophyceae; Desmidiales; Closteriaceae. The record is from the annotation of a GenBank genome assembly.
AUGAAUGGUACGGGAAGACAGGAGAGAGGGAAGACAGGAGAGAGGGAAGACAGGAGAGAGGGAAGACAGGAGAGAGGGAAGACAGGAGAGAGGGAAGACAGGAGAGAGGGAAGACAGGAGAGAGGGAAGACAGGAGAGAGGGAAGACAGGAGAGAGGGAAGACAGGAGAGAGGGAAGACAGGAGAGAGGGAAGACAGGAGAGAGGGAAGACAGGAGAGAGGGAAGACAGGAGAGAGGGAAGACAGGAGAGAGGGAAGACAGGAGAGAGGGAAGACAGGAGAGAGGGAAGACAGGAGAGAGGGAAGACAGGAGAGAGGGAAGACAGGAGAGAGGGAAGACAGGAGAGAGGGAAGACAGGAGAGAGGGAAGACAGGAGAGAGGGAAGACAGGAGAGAGGGAAGACAGGAGAGAGGGAAGACAGGAGAGAGGGAAGACAGGAGAGAGGGAAGACAGGAGAGAGGGAAGACAGGAGAGAGGGAAGACAGGAGAGAGGGAAGACAGGAGAGAGGGAAGACAGGAGAGAGGCGAUAUGAGUGGUACUAA